This is a messenger RNA of Syzygium oleosum, 405 nucleotides long. RefSeq names its product heavy metal-associated isoprenylated plant protein 47-like. The transcript has 3 exons. NCBI's taxonomy places the organism in Eukaryota, Viridiplantae, Streptophyta, Magnoliopsida, Myrtales, Myrtaceae. The record is from RefSeq and is a predicted model, not a curated record. The coding region runs from base 1 to 405 and encodes 134 amino acids.
AUGAAGCAGAAGGUCGUGAUUAAGAUAUUCAUGAACGAUAGCACCUCGAGAUUCAAUUGUUUCAAACCCCAAAGCUCUCACUCCAAAGCUUUGAAAGUUGCGGCUGGCUUUUCAGGAGUUCAAUCCGUGGCAUUGGUGGGAGACGACAAGGACUUGAUCGAGGUGGUCGGAGAUGGGGUUGAUGCGGCCAAGCUCGCCACUUUGCUUAGGAAGAAAGUCGAGUUCACAGAGAUCGUGUCCGUGAGCGAGGUCGGCGAGAAAGACAAGAAAGAAAGCGAGAGCAAAGACAAGCCUAGCGAAACGACAACAACCGAGACCAUCACAUGGUUUUACAAUGGCCGAAGCCCACACUAUGAAAUCGUGUGCGUCCCACACUACAAGGAAACCUGGGGUUGGCCCUUGUAG